This is a messenger RNA of Arctia plantaginis, 726 nucleotides long. The record is from the annotation of a GenBank genome assembly. NCBI's taxonomy places the organism in Eukaryota, Metazoa, Arthropoda, Insecta, Lepidoptera, Erebidae.
AUGUCACCCAAUCGUCAAGCUUUAUUGCUGUCAUCCUCAAAUUGUCAUGGCUAUUCUAUGCUGGAAUUUGCAAAACAAGAAAUAUGUUCUUUACUACAGAGUAUUAAUGUUACAAAUUUAAUCUUUAUUCCAUAUGCCCAAAUGGACUAUGAUAAGUACACUGCUAAAAUGAAAGAAGUUAUUGAACCAUGGGGAUUCAAGGUAACAGGACUACACACAUACCCUGAUCCUGUUGAUGCUAUUGACUCCUCUAAUGCUAUCUUUAUUGGAGGAGGCAACACAUUCCUUCUUCUAAAAACACUUUAUGACAAUAAUUUAGUAAAGCUAAUAAACACAAAGGUAAAUAGUGGGAACCUUGUAUAUAUUGGAAGCAGCGCUGGAACGAAUGUAGCAACCAAAAGUAUACAUACUACAAAUGAUAUGCCUAUAAUAUUUCCUCCAACAUUUGAAGCUAUUGGUAUUGUACCAUUCAAUAUCAACCCUCACUAUAUUGAUGUGCUAGAAAGCGCAACCCAUAAAGGAGAGACCAGGGAUCAAAGGAUAGCUGAAUAUAUGGAAAUGAGUCAUGCAAAACCUGUGCUAGGUUUGAGGGAAGGAUCAAUUUUGCAUAUUGAGGGUAAUAAGUUGACUUUAAAAGGGAUUGCUGGCGCUGUUCUGUUUAAAGCACAUGAGAAGAAGAUUGAAUAUCCAGUUGGUUCUGAUGUUUCCUUUUUAAUAUUUUCAUAA